AUGCGGAGCUCAAUGCAGGACUUCAGGUACACCGCCACCUGCCUGCUGCUGCUCCUCUCCGGCGUGGAACCGCGGCCGCACGGGUGGGCCGAGAACAGGCGUCAACUCGAAACAAUCCAAAGGGGCAUCCUGGACCGGCUGGGGCUGCAGGAGCCCCCCAUGCUCCGGCAGAGGCUGGACCAGGACGGGAUGAGGAGAGCACGCCAGCUCUACAGAGAGAAACUCAGCCAGAUGAGGGGGACGGCAGCCCCGCCCAGGACGCUUCACCUCCUGACUCCAAAGCUGGAGCGCCGGACGGAAGCCGCUGCUGGCAGCUCCUGCUACAAUCUCGUGGUGUCCCGGACCGAGGCCUUCCACCAGGAGCUCAGCGUGAUGAGGGCUGAGCUGAGACUCUUCGAGAAAUCUUUCAGCACUCAGGCUGUCUCCAGACUCAAUGCCUCCUGGCCGUCUCGAGUAGAGCUCUACCAGCUGCCGGAACCUGGGCAGCGCAACGGGCACCCCAAACUCCUGCAUUCCUACGUCCUCGAUGCCACGACCCUGAGCCUCGACCUGGGGGCCGCUGUCCGGCAUUGGGCAGCGAGCGCGGAGCAAAGGCUCCAUCUGCAGCUGGUAUUUGCUGCAGACAUUUCUGCCUUUCUGGCCACCAACCGAACCAGCCAGGGGGCUGAGACGCUGAACCUAGAGGUGGAAACCCAGGAGCACCUGGGCUCCAGGCCGAGGAAAGCCAGGGCGCUAGAGGAGGAAUGCAGAAAGAGUGAUGGGAAAUGUUGCCUCAAGUCCCUCAAAGUGUCUUUCCAAGACAUCGGCUGGUCCGACUGGGUGAUCGCCCCGAACAGCUACUACAUGAAGUUCUGUGACGGGUCUUGCCCUCACAACUACAAGCCGGCCAGCAUGCACGCCCAGAUCAAAGCCCGAAUGCACACCCUGUCCAAAGAGACGCCUGCCCCCUGCUGCGUGCCCGCUGGCUACGACCCCAUGGUGCUCAUGCACUACAACAGCGACGGGAGACUCGUCUCCACGCUCUUCGAAGACAUGAUCGUCACCAAGUGUCACUGUGCCUGA
Molecule: messenger RNA, 1062 nt
Organism: Emys orbicularis (European pond turtle)
Lineage: Eukaryota; Metazoa; Chordata; Testudines; Emydidae
Gene: GDF15
Product: growth differentiation factor 15
Exons: 2
Coding region: 1-1062 (353 amino acids)
Cellular component (GO): extracellular region
Molecular function (GO): growth factor activity; cytokine activity
Source: RefSeq, a predicted model, not a curated record